AUGUCCGUUCAACUUGAUGGGUUCCUACCAAGGGCUGCGGUCUUUUGGUCUGAGGUCGUGGAUUCUUUUUCGCCUCAGAGGAUCGAGUUCGUUGGGACACUACUCGUUCAGAUAGUGGCAUUCUGGCUGCCAUCAAUAUUCUAUAUUCUGGUCGAUAUGAUCGCUCCCACCUUCUCCCAGCGACACAAGAUUCAGCCAGCCCCAAAACAACCCACGCGACAGGACAUCGUUCGCUGCUUCAUCGUCGUGACGCAGAAUCAAAUCUUGUCCUCGGCACUGCACAUGGCACUUCUUUCCAUCACCAGCCGCGCCGGUUCUGCAUCCGCAUAUCGCGUCGAGGCAGCCUUGCCCCCAGCUAUUGAAAUUGUUCGUGAUGUCUUCAUAAGUCUCCUUCUCCGCGAGGCAAUGUUUUAUUAUAGCCAUCGCUUACUGCACGUCCCGUACUUCUACCGCCGCAUCCACAAGAAACACCACAAGUUCACAGCGCCGAUCGCUCUUGCUGCGCAGUUUGCGCAUCCCUUUGAACAAAUCCUCGCAAAUACGCUCCCUAUUUCAUUGCCGCCGCAGCUUCUACGAAGUCAUGUGUUGACAUUCUGGAUCUUUUUGGCUUGGGAGUUGUUCAAUACUGCCACGGUGCAUAGUGGGUAUGAUUUUUUCCAUGACAAGGCGAAAAUGCAUGAUCUGCAUCACGAAAAGUUCAAUUUGAAUUAUGGGUCUAUUGGCUUGUUGGACUGGGUUCAUGGAACGAACAAGUUGGGCAAACGGCAUUCCGAGUAA
Penicillium maclennaniae is the source of this 777-nucleotide messenger RNA. RefSeq names its product sterol desaturase family protein. Gene Ontology annotation, biological process: ergosterol biosynthetic process. Gene Ontology annotation, molecular function: C-4 methylsterol oxidase activity; iron ion binding. The transcript has a single exon. NCBI's taxonomy places the organism in Eukaryota, Fungi, Ascomycota, Eurotiomycetes, Eurotiales, Aspergillaceae. The record is from RefSeq and is a predicted model, not a curated record. Bases 1 to 777 code for a protein of 258 amino acids.